AUGCUUCCCACCGGAGCUGGAGCAGAGACCUACGACUGGCAUUUGGACAUGCAGCUGACCAGCAAGGUGGUGCUGUCCGCAGCUGCGCUGCUCCUGGUGACUGCGGCUUACAAACUCUACAGGUCCAGGCCUGCCCCAGCUGGGCAAGCAGGGAGAAAUAACAAGGCAGAUGAUGACGCAGAGGGCUGGGGGCAAGCUGCCUUCCAGAGGGCUUCUCCAGGGACCCUGCCAAGGGCGACAAGACGCAGGAAGACCAGCAAGGGGGCUGGGGCCCCAUUGGACAGCAGCUUGGAGGACCUGGGAGACUCCUGCCAACUGGUCACCCCCAGAUAUGGGGAGUCCACAAGGAAAGGCUCCGGUGAGAAUCAGGGAGGGCAGAGCACAGACUCUCAGCAGGUGCCUCCUCCCUGCGGUAGCCAGGAAGAAGCCGGAACAGCUGUUAGAGGUAAGCCCAGCCCUCCCCACCUCCCUCAUUUGGGCUGUGAACCCAUAAGUUCCCCAGCCAGACUUGCCCCAGGAGUGGGCUGCUGCUGGGUGGGUGACAAGAGCUCUCCAUGGCCAGACAACAGACCCCCAGAGCAAACAGGGUCUGGGGACCCGGGAGCCCUCAACUGCUGCACUGAUUCCACAGUGGUGAGCAGUGACAUGAAACAGAGCUGGGCCUUCACCCAUGUGACAGGGGUCAGCAGAGGAGAGGCUGGGGCCCUCCAGGCUGCUGCAGACAUGGGCCUGGCCACGCAGCAGCGGGAAGGAGCCACCAAUGCCUCCUACACCUUCUCGUCCGUGGCCCGGAUCCGGAUGGAGGAGAAUAUUAUACAGAAGGCAGAGGGACCGGGGCCCAAGCUGAAGGGCAGGGUAUAUGACUAUUUUGUGGAGUCCACAUCCAAGGCUGUCUCCAGGCCGGUCCCCUGUACGGCAGCUCUAACUGAUGCUCCAUCCCCUGGGCCUGUGCCAGAGCCCCUGGUCACAGGAGCCGACUCCAGAGACCCAGCUGAUAACUCAGAGAAUACAGCUGAAGUCACGACCCCACCUCCUGUGCCAGCCCCCUCCACACCAGGCUUCAGCAGAAAGGUGAGUCUCCUGCAGAUCGCUGAGAACCCGGAGCUCCAGCUGCAGCCUGAAGGCUUCAGGACGCCCCCUCCUGCCCACCUGGAUCAGAAAGCUCAGAUAGAUUCAGCCUGCAGCCAUGGGGAGCCUCAUGUGCAACUCAUAGCUGGGACCAAUUUCUUCCAUAUCCAGCUCACCCCGGCUUCAGCUCAGGAAGUCCACCUGGACCUGGGCAAUUGCUUUGAGGUGCUAACCUUGGCCAAGAGGCAGGGCCUAGAGGCUCUGAAGGAGGCAGCCUACAAGGUCAUGAGUGAUAACUACCUCCAGGUCCUCCGCAGCACAGCCAUCUACGGGGGCCUGAGUGGGACAGAACGAGAGCUGAUUCUCCAGCGACGGUUCCGUGGCCACAAGCACCUGGUGGUGGCCGACGUGUGUCCUCAGGAAGACAGUGGCAGCCUCUGUUGCUAUGACAAUGUGCAGGAUGCCUGGCACCCACUGGCCCAGCUGCCCAUGGAGGCCAUGUCCCGGGGUUGUGCUGUCUGUACUCUCUUCAAUUAUCUGUUCGUGGUGUCUGGCUGCCAGGGACCUGGGGGCCAACCCUCCAACCGUGUCUUCUGCUACAACCCACUGACUGCAAUUUGGAGUGAGGUGUGCCCACUGAACCAGGCCCGGCCGCACUGCCGGCUGGUGGCCCUGGAGGGGCACCUCUAUGCCAUUGGAGGUGAGUGUCUGAACACCGUGGAGCGUUACGACCCUCGAGUGGACCGCUGGACCUUUGCCCCGCCGCUCCCGAAUGACACAUUUGCCCUGGCACACACAGCCACAGUGUGCGCCAAUGAGAUCUUUGUCACUGGAGGUAGCCUGCGCUACUUGCUACUCCGAUUCUCAACCCAGGAGCAGCGCUGGUGGGCCGGCCCCACGGGGGGCAGCAAGGACCGCACGGCUGAGAUGGUGGCCGUCAAUGGCUUUCUCUACCGCUUUGACCUCAACCGUAGCCUGGGCAUCAGCGUGUACCGCUGCAAUUCCAGCACCCGCCUCUGGUAUGAGUGUGCCACGUACCGCUUGCCCUACCCUGAAGCCUUCCAGUGUGCGGUGGUGGAUGAUCAUAUCUACUGUGUGGGGCGCAAGCGCAUGCUCUGUUUCCUGGCCGACCACAUCUCGCCCAGGUUUGUGCCUAAGGAGCUACAGGGUUUCCCUGCUGCACGGGGCACGCUUCUGCCUGCGGUCCUGACUCUGCCUUUCCCUGAUAUGCCUCAAACCCCUGUCUAACAGCCCCUCUGCGGUGCCUCAAGGGGAUGCAGCAAAACUCUCUGCCCAUCACUCUGGAUAAGAGGUAGAGGCAGGAACGCGGCAGAGGUGUAGAAAAUUAUCUCUCCACCAUAGGCUACAGGGCCUUGGGGAAUUCUUGCACCUCCGUGGUUGGUUCGCAGGCGGGCUGAAACGGUGAAACCAGGACCCAGCAUUCCAGGACAGUGGGUGUCCACAACUGUGUGAGUGACAGACCAGCACUGUACUUCAAAUUAGAAUUCCUGGCAGGAGCUAUUUCAGGACCCCACUGAAACUCGGGACCAAAGGCUUAUCCUGAACAUGGUUCCAGGUGCUGGGGACCCCUAGGGGCCCCUAAAGCUGCUUGGCUUUCUAUGAUCCAUCACAGACCACAGACCAGCACUGGGACCCACUUUGAAGCAUCUAGAAGCAUCUAAAGCACAGGUGGGAACAACUGAAGGAGCAGGUUUGGGCAGGAGCAGGAAGGAGCUCAGGAUAGCCCAGAGGUUCAGCCAGAAGGACUGGCACAGCUAAGACUGAAGGCACCAAAGGGCACACCUGUUUGCAGAGCACACUGACCGACGUCCGCUUUUCUUUUUCGGUUGCCUCCAGUUCUGUGUGCUGGAAGGAAGAGAAGCCUCCAUCUGAGCACAGGUUCUAUGUGAAUACUAGUUGAACAUUAGUUGUUGCGCUGCUGAAGUCUUGGGAGAUGGGGUCUGGAUGUGGUUCUAGACUCCCUUUUUCCAGGUCACUGCCAUGUCCACUCCCACCUGACCACAGCACUCUCCCCAGAGUUCAAAAUUCUCUCUGCCUGCAGGCCAGGACAGCCACCACUAUUCAGCUCAUCAUCACGGUCCUCUCCAUGUCUGUAGCCAUCCUGUCUGCCAGGUCAGAUGGGAAGCAACAGGGAGAAGCAGACCCAGGAUGGCGAUAAGGAGAGGGGAGAUCCCAUUGGGACUUCCAAGCCCUCAGUCUUUUAUAUCCAAGGAGACCCAGUUCCAGGAGGAAGACAGAGGACCUGGUCUCACCUUUUACUCUGCAGUGCCCAUGUUCCAUUCUGAGGGAAACAAAAGCCAACUUUUUGAUGCUCUUGGAACCGCCCAGGAACCACGAGGUGUGAGUCACAUUUGGGGUGGGCCUGACAAGGGGGAGAAGAACUCUCUGGGCUCUGUGUCCCUUUAAAGUCCUCCCCAGAUCCCACUGAUGACCAAGCAGAUCCAUUGGUGGCCACACAGCUGCUAGAACUGAGGCUGGGGGACUUUUUGGAAGAUGCAGGAUUGGAAUGUAGACCAAGGAGGAGGUUGUCAUGGAGAUGAGAAGAGGUUUUUGUUGGACCAUGUAAGGUGACUGUCCCUGGUUGAGGACCUGAGAGGAGGAAGCAACUGACUGAUUCUCGAGUGAGAACUGAGUGAGAAAGGCUGUCUGGCCAUGGUGGGUCUUCAGGGAGGGAAUCCUGCCCUCUGCCAAGGCCAUGUCAAUACUCAGGCAUCUACCUCUGAGGAAGGGAAUGCUUCAGUAAAGAGAGUCACAGAAGGUUAUG
Molecule: messenger RNA, 3853 nt
Organism: Chionomys nivalis (European snow vole)
Lineage: Eukaryota; Metazoa; Chordata; Mammalia; Rodentia; Cricetidae
Gene: Klhdc7a
Product: kelch domain containing 7A
Exons: 1
Coding region: 1-2316 (771 amino acids)
Molecular function (GO): protein binding
Source: RefSeq, a predicted model, not a curated record